AUGGCAAGACUCUUACUACUUUCUCUCCCCGGUCUUGUGGCCAUAUGUGCCGUGCACGGAAUAUUUAUGGACAGACUUGCUUCCAAGAAGCUGUGUGCAGAUGACGAGUGUGUGUAUACUAUUUCUCUGGCCAGAGCUCAAGAAGAUUUCAAUGCCCCCGACUGUAGGUUCAUUAAUGUUAAAAAAGGGCAGCAGAUUUAUGUUUACUCAAAGCUGGUAAAAGAAAAUGGAGCUGGAGAAUUUUGGGCUGGCAGUGUUUAUGGAGAUGGCCAGGAGGAUGAGAUGGGAACCGUGGGGUAUUUCCCCAGCAGCUUGGUAGAGGAGCAACAUGUGUACCAAGAAGCCACCAAGGAAGUCCCCACCACGGAUAUUGACUUCUUCUGUGAGUGAGCAAGUAGACAAACCUACAAAUAGAAAGGAAACAUCAAGAAAUAAAGAAAAAGAAGUGAAAUAACAACAACAACAACAAAAAUACACAUCCCUAAUUCCUAACUUUGGUUUCCAGGCUUUGUUACCUUACAGGAGGGCUAGGCCCUCGGGGCCUGCGGUCGGAGAUGAAGGAGGGGGUUUCCACUCAGUUUUCUGCGGCAGGGCGAUGUUUGGCUCAAGUGGGAGAACUGAAAGCAGAGAUUAUUUUUCAGCCUAGAGAAUCUUCUUUUAUGCGGGGAUGCAUAUAGAAGAUGGUUUGUUUGUAUUAUUUCCAAAUGGUAAUUCUUGCCAGCUCUUUAGCUCCUUAUAUAAACUUGGUAGGUCAUAAGUCUUCCUUUGGACAUGCUGUUUUCUAAUUAUUUGUCUCUCUGGCCAUUUGCAGUGUUAUAAUAUAUCCAACGGGGCUAUAUCAUCAA
This is a messenger RNA of Lynx canadensis (Canada lynx), 845 nucleotides long. RefSeq names its product otoraplin (gene OTOR). Gene Ontology annotation, biological process: cartilage condensation. Gene Ontology annotation, molecular function: protein binding. The record is from RefSeq and is a predicted model, not a curated record. Bases 1 to 390 code for a protein of 129 amino acids. The transcript has 4 exons. Lineage: Eukaryota; Metazoa; Chordata; Mammalia; Carnivora; Felidae.